Messenger RNA from Vitis riparia (riverbank grape), 3773 nucleotides. RefSeq lists its product as uncharacterized. NCBI's taxonomy places the organism in Eukaryota, Viridiplantae, Streptophyta, Magnoliopsida, Vitales, Vitaceae. Gene Ontology annotation, cellular component: intracellular membrane-bounded organelle. The record is from RefSeq and is a predicted model, not a curated record. Gene Ontology annotation, molecular function: phosphatidylinositol phosphate binding. Bases 199 to 3585 code for a protein of 1128 amino acids. The transcript has 6 exons.
ACGAAAACAUGGAUAACAUUUUCGGAUUUCUCGGAAUUUAGAAAACACUUCCAAAACCUCCUUUCUUCUCAUCGCUCUGGCAGCUCUCGCAGGGACAGGAUCUGGGUAUAAUCCACUGUUGCCUGAUCCCAUUGACACCGCAAUCCCAGUUUGGAUUAAGGCCUUUGGUUCUAGGUCAAGGACUCGAUCCUUUAUCAGAUGACCGAUGGAGAGACGGCUCGCGAGGACUCUCCCGAUCCGCUACAUGAAUUUGUGCCCUUCCAGGGUCAGAAAUCGGAUGAUUCCCCAUUGUCUCAAUAUUCCUCCGGUGGAGAAUCUGAGUUCGAUAGGUAUUGUAGCGCCAACUCGGUCAUGGGUACGCCCAGUAUGUGUAGUAGUUCAUUUGGGACUUUUAAUGAGUGUAUCGAUUCUGAAUUAGGGUUUAUGUGGAGUUCUGGGCUUGGGGAGGAUGGUAGUUUGGAGAAUUUUAGCUUGGGAGGAGGUUUGGAUAGUAACUGUGAAAACCACGGGAGAAUUGCAUUUUUGGGUGGGUCAGAUAUCUGUAGAAAUGAUCAUGGAAUUGAAAAUCGUGAAGCACAGAGCGAUGGUGAGAGAACAAUAAAGAAUGGGUCAAAAUUACGAGAUGGCGAGGAGGGUUCUAGCAGUCAAAUGGCAUCUUUGAGGGUGGAGAGUGGGUGUGGGGAUAAGGGGUCAUUGCUAAGCGGUCUGGGAAAUGAAUGCCACAAAGAGAAUGCUAAUGCAAAAUUUGUUAAGGAUGGCAUGUUUAAUGAUGGGAUUGCUGAAGAAGAUUCAUCAUCUCACGUGGUUAAUGAAGUCGACAGAUGCUUUUAUGGGAAUUGCUGUGAGGAAGAUGGAACCUCGUCCAGAUAUGAACAUUCAGAAGACGAGGAUUCAAUGUAUAAGUAUGGGACAGAUGAUGAACUUAAGACAGAUUUGAAUCGUGGGAAGAAUGUGCAAUAUCAUCAAGAAGAAAAAGCUGAGAAUGGGAACCCAUUGCUUAUGAACUCAUCCCUAGCCUUUGGUUCAGAAGAUUGGGAUGAUUUUGUCCAAGAAACAGGAGAAAGUGCUUUUCCUUCUUUGAUGUUGGAUAAAUUUCAGGAGCAGAAGGAACAGAAUCUCAAAGCUGAAAAAAUGCUGCCAAAUUCAAGUUACGUGACACCAAUUGGGCUUCAAAGUAUCAGUGAGACAACAGAAGGAGAAAAUGUUUUGGAUGUGCCCAUAGCCAUAAAACAAGUUCACAAUCUUGAUGAAUCAGAAGAGUGUAUCAAACGUUGUUCUUUGGUCCCAAUUAGUACUGGGGGGUCAGAGCAAGGAGAAGAUGUGAAAGACAUUCAUGUGACCAUUAAUCAAGUCCAAGUUACUGAUGAAUCAGCUGAGUACCUUAAAAACGGUUCUGCAGUUUUCAAUGCCUUAAGGAAUCUUGGUAAGUCAGAGGAAGGAGAAGCUGUUAGAGAUAUUUGUGAAACCGAUAAUCAGAUUCAAAUUCAAGGUGCUGAUGGAUCAGAAGAGUAUCUUCAAAGUUGCUCUGUUAACAGUAUCUUUGAAACAGAGCAGGACCCACUAGCAGAAAAGGUCACUUUGAGGAUAGGAUUGAACACUAGUGAUGGUAUCAUGCAAAGGGAGCAGCAACAUGGAAACACCUCAGAAGUUCUUGGCCUUGGUGACAGACAAGUCUCAGAUAGUCCAGAAUUGGGGAAACCAAAAGUACAAUUGGAUCCACUUUCUUAUAAUACUGUUGAUCAAGUUUAUGCUCCUUCAACUGAAGCGCUAGAAAAUAGACAAGCAGGAUUCUUCAAAGGCUACAAACCAGAUCCACACACAUCAAUGCUUGAGAAUGAUAUGUGGAAUGAAUCAAAGGAUUCUCCUGUUUCAUCAGAUCCCUUUGAAGGUCAUUCUGCACCAGUUAAGAUGGAGAAUAUUGAAUUAAAAGAAUCCUAUGAUGAAGUUGUCCUUGACAUGGAGGAAAUUCUGCUCGAGUCUAGUGAGUCUCCUGGGGCUAGAUUCACUCAAGGCAAUAGGACAUUCCAAUCCCAUCUACCUUUGCCUUUAAGAGAUGGUGGUUCUACCGCUUCUACUUCCGGUACAGAUGAUGUUUACCCACCACUUCGACAGCUACAGAACAUUGAUGGGGUUGAAGUCAUUGGUGCAAAGCAAAAGAAGGGAGAUGUCUCACUUGGUGAAAGACUGGUUGGAGUUAAGGAAUACACUGUUUAUAAAAUAAGAGUGUGGAGUGGCAAUGACCAAUGGGAGGUUGAACGUCGAUACCGUGAUUUCUUUACUCUUUAUCGUCGGAUGAAAACAGUAUUUUCUGAUCAAGGUUGGAAUCUUCCUUCUCCUUGGUCCUCUGUUGAACGGGAAUCCAGAAAGAUUUUUGGAAAUGCUUCUCCUGAUGUCGUAGCAGAGAGAAGUGUUCUCAUUCAAGAGUGUUUACGCUCCAUUCUCCACUUUAGGUUUCUGUCCAGUCCUCCUAAUGCUUUGAUUUGGUUUCUGUCCCCCCAAAAUGCUGUUCCUACUUCCUUUGCAUCAAAUACACUGAUGCCUUCUUCUACAUCCUUUAACAGAGGUGUGAAUAUUGAAAAUGUUUCCGCUCUAGGGAAGACCAUAUCUCUUGUGGUAGAACUCCAACCAUAUAAAUCCAUGAAACAGAUGCUAGAGGCACAACAUUAUACUUGUGCAGGAUGCCACAAACAUUUUGAUGAUGGCAAGACCCUCGUUCGGGAGUUUGUACAGACAUUUGGGUGGGGCAAACCUCGGCUUUGUGAAUACACUGGUCAAUUGUUUUGUUCCAUGUGUCAUACAAAUGAUACUGCAGUCUUGCCAGCCAGAGUUUUACAUCACUGGGAUUUUACUGAAUAUCCAAUUUCUCAAUUGGCUAAAUCAUAUCUGGACUCUAUCCAUGAUCAGCCCAUGCUUUGUGUCAGUGCUGUUAAUCCUUUCCUAUUCUCGAAGGUCCCAGCCUUGCUUCAUGUUACAGGUGUCAGAAAGAAGAUAGGAGCUAUUCUUCCAUACAUUCGCUGUCCAUUCCGUAGGUCUGUCAACAAAGGACUGGGGUCUCGACGAUAUCUUCUUGAAAGCAAUGAUUUUUUUGCACUUAGAGACCUUAUUGAUCUGUCCAAGGGGGCAUUUUCAGCAUUACCGGUGAUGGUAGAAACUGUUUCAAGGAAAAUAUUGGAGCAUAUCACAGAGCAAUGCCUCAUAUGCUGUGAUGUUGGCGUCCCUUGUAAUGGUCGGCAAGCCUGUAAUGACCCGUCUUCUUUCAUUUUCCCUUUUCAGGAAGGUGAGGUUGAAAGAUGCAAAUCCUGUGAAUUGGUUUUCCACAAAUCUUGCUUCAGAAAGCUCACAAACUGUCCCUGCGGGGUACAACUAAGGGCCGAGGAGGUCACAGGGCUCACCAAGAAGGCAAGUGGUCGGGGUGGGCGCAAGGAGGGCGAAGCUGUGGACUUGCUUGGGAGGAAGUUAAGUACUGGUUUGGGUGGUGGAUUCCUGACUGGACUAUUUGCAAGGGCAAGGCAGGAAAAAGCAUUGGACCAUAAAGAAAGCGACAAUGUCAUCUUAAUGGGUUCUUUACCUAGCACUUCUCUUUGAUCUCCUCUUAAUUGUAUUUUACCAAUUUGUACUCAUAGUUUGUAAAAACCACAGAAUCUGGUUCAAAUUUUUUGCAACUCUUGUUAAUAAUUUGUGACCAGACUUUGAGUUUAUAUUUUUUCCCUUUUGUGAUUCUUUGUAACAUAAUGUUUGUUAAUAAUAUGAUAUAAGUGACUGGUUUUCAUUGA